AUUUUGUUGCCUCUGCGGAGUGAGCAAUCUGUGAGACAAUUAGCAUCUGUGAAUCGCACCUUGGCAGAGAGAUUGGGUGUUGAGGUCGUUCCGAAGACAUACCGACUUCAGGUCCCCAGCAAGAGAGUAGAGACGCGAGUCAGCAGUCGACACAAUGAGCGCCGAGCAUGACUGGAGACAAACUGUCGCGGUGAAGCAGCAGCAAAGGCAAUCGAACGUAGAUGCUUUCAUCGCCGAUCAGGAUCCGGCCUUGACAGAGAAAAUCACGGCCCUUGAUGAUGUUGUCGUUCUAUCGAAGCUGUUGGCUACGGGAGGGCUGAAGAGCGAAGAUGUGACAAAGGCAUACAUUACAAGAGCUAUUGAAGCUCAUAACAAGACAAAUUGCCUUACGGAGGUGCUAUUCUCCGAAGCUAUUCAGGACGCUCAAAGGCUGGAUGAGUAUCUUCGUGCGAAUGGAAAACCCAUUGGCCCCUUCCACGGAGUCCCAGUGACGCUCAAGGAUCAGUUCAAUGUCAAGGGCUAUGAUACCACGCUUGGAUACACUGUUAGAGCACUCAAGCCUGUUUCUGAAGAUGCUGCGCUGGUAAAAAUGCUGCGAUCAACGGGUGCUGUCAUCAUAGCCAAGACAAACGUCCCUCAAAGUGUUAUGUGGGGAGAGACGGACAAUCCGCUUUACGGACUGACAACGAAUCCUAUUAACGCAGACUAUACUCCAGGAGGUUCAACCGGUGGCGAAGGCGCAGCAUUAUACAUGAAGGGCAGCAUCUUGGGGUGGGGAACAGAUAUUGGCGGGAGCAUUCGUAUCCCAAGCCACAUGAUGGGUCUCUACGGCCUCAGAUGCAGUAACUCGAGAUUGCCGCACUGGGGGUGUCUUGUCUCGACAGAUGGCCAAGAACAUUCGCCGUCAACCGUUGGUCCGCUCGCUCGCUCUCUUUCCACCAUCCACCAUGCCAUGAGGGAAAUCAUUCUCCGUGAGCCCUGGCAGAGCGACUCCAAUGUCUCGCCUAUCGCAUGGCGGCAGAACAUGUAUGACGAAUAUUCUUCUAGGAAGCUAACAAUCGGCCUUUUUCUUGACGAUGGCAUAGUCAGGCCUCAUCCGCCAAUCACCAGAGUGUUACAGCAGGCAGCAGCAGCUCUUAGAGCCGCAGGCCAUGAAGUCAUUGACUGGCCACUGGACCUCCAUGCCGAAUCCAUCGAAUUGAUUGACGAGCUGUUUGUUGUCGACGGCGGACAGGACAUUCGACAAGAUGUAGAGGCGGGAGGCGAGCCCUUUAUCCCCGCUAUAGAAAGCCUCGUCAACGCGGGCCCUGCUAUCUCCGUGUACGAUUACUGGCAGCUAAACAAGCGCAAGGCCGCCCUACGACAAGCUCACCUCGAAAAAUGGAAAUCCGUCAAGUCUCCCGCGACGGGGAGGACCGUAGAUGCGAUACUGAUGCCGGUCAUGCCUCACUCGGCGGUCCCGCACCAAGCAAGCCGAUACACGGGCUACACCAAGAUAUGGAACUUGGUCGACUAUGUAGCAUUGGCCCUUCCAGGAGGCAAAGUUGAGGCUGGUGACUGUGACGCGCAGUGGGAUUAUGCUCCGCGAAAUGAGAGGGAUGAGUGGAUAGGGAGCGUUUGGAGGGAUCGCAAAGAGGAGAUGGCUGAGAUGGGGCUUCCGGUUGGAGUGCAGAUUGUUGGAGGGAGGUUGGAAGAAGAGAAGGUGUUGGCAAUAGGCAAAGUCUUGGACGACUUGUUGAGGGCGUAGGGGUGGUUGAGAGGCUUUUUGUGAGUAUCGUUUCAAUCAUUAUGAGAGCGUCCUAUUCUUCAGUCUUCCUCUAUAUGAUCUUUUUGACGGAGACAUCAUUGAAAGGUCAUUUUCUUUGAAUCCAUGUCCCUUGAGAAGAAUGUAUGCCUCCUGGGGGUUCCUCUGACAAACAUCCCUAUCAGAUGAAAGCUGGCGGAGAAUUUCGGAUGCAACGAGCCGAUGCUCUGGUCCAACAGAAGUCACAAGUCUACGGAGCACUGCAUCUAACCAUUUCUACGACUCAAGGUAGUAGCACUAGAUCCCAAAGGAAUGGGUCAUGAGGCUACUAGGGAUACGAUGAGGCCACAAUAUACAGCUGAACCUAUGGAUCAAUAGAC
Messenger RNA from Trichoderma harzianum CBS 226.95, 2124 nucleotides. RefSeq lists its product as hypothetical. The record is from RefSeq and is a predicted model, not a curated record. The coding region runs from base 155 to 1747 and encodes 530 amino acids. The transcript is spliced from 6 exons. Lineage: Eukaryota; Fungi; Ascomycota; Sordariomycetes; Hypocreales; Hypocreaceae.